AUGUGUGCUGAGCCGUUUGGACACAAUUGCAGGGAUGAGAUGGAGAUGAGAGACAUACCAGUGCUGUGUAUGUGUUGGCUGGCAAUGAGUGCUCCCAUUCCUACACACCAUAGAGAGACUGCUCAGAGAAUCGCUGUUCAACUCACGAGAAAAGCGAGAAUAUUCUGUAGUUUUACGGAAUCGAGUGCCGACUUAGUCGCUGAAGUCUCCAGAAUUUGUGUUUUGUGUUCCCAAAAUCCAUAUCUCAUAAGUGCUGAGAGAGACAAAAACCUCCGCAAUAUCUACAUUAAGGUCUCAGAUCGUCGUGUAAUGCCAUCGAGUUUUGGUAAGAAUUAUUGGAUUCAUCGAUGUGUCGGAUGUUUGGCUGCCUGCGCCAUUGCCUCAUCAUAUGUGCUACUGAACCGGAAAGUGUGUCAAACGCCAAUCGUGUCGCAGGAGGACAUGAAGUGGUUGUCCACGAGGUUGACCACCCUGGCCGACUACAAACACUUUGCCACCCAUUACUACGACUGGCUCCAGAUCUACCACUGCAUCACGUUUGGCUGGUGUAUAGUCGUCAUCAUACUGGCCGUCAUUAAUAUCGUACCCUCC
Molecule: messenger RNA, 591 nt
Organism: Oppiella nova
Lineage: Eukaryota; Metazoa; Arthropoda; Arachnida; Sarcoptiformes; Oppiidae
Source: the annotation of a GenBank genome assembly